This is a messenger RNA of Entelurus aequoreus (snake pipefish), 6395 nucleotides long. Its product is annotated as lactosylceramide 1,3-N-acetyl-beta-D-glucosaminyltransferase A-like. Gene Ontology annotation, biological process: brain development. Lineage: Eukaryota; Metazoa; Chordata; Actinopteri; Syngnathiformes; Syngnathidae. Bases 239 to 1381 code for a protein of 380 amino acids. Gene Ontology annotation, cellular component: membrane. The record is from RefSeq and is a predicted model, not a curated record. The transcript is spliced from 2 exons.
UUGAAUGAAUAAAUGUCAUUCAUUGUAUAUUAGAUGUAUACAAUUUAUUUUAUUAUAAUAUUUAAUAUAUAUAUUGCACAUAUAUAUGAUAUAUAAACAUUACUGAAAUGUUUGUGAUAAGAAAAGACUAAAGAGACCACUGAUGAAGAUUAAUGACUCAGGGUGUGAGUGAUUCUGCCGAUCAAACCUUCGCCCCUUUUCCUCCCGCUGCUUCACACCCAACAGACAGAUUUCGAGCAUGUUUUGGAGUUACUGCCGGCUCCGCAAGAGCCAGUGCGUCCGUCUGAUACUCAUCUGCCAGGUUCUAUCGCUGAUCAUGGUGUGUUGGGACAAAAGCGUCUUCAACCACCUCAAGUCCUAUUCAUGCCGCUUCCUGGUCGACUGCUUCAGGGACGUCAACAAGAGCCUCACCAUCACCCGGGAACAGGCCCGGAGCUUCAGCAACUUCCGCAGCCUGCUGGACCACCCGGACAAAUGCGCCGGUAAGGAUGUCCUCCUCCUGGUCUUUGUCAAAACCUCUCCUGGGAACCGUGCCAGGCGUGACGCCAUCAGGUCCACUUGGGGCAGCGAGACCUACAUCCAGCGCACGCUGGGAGUGACUGUGAAGGUGGUGUUCGCCUUAGGAGCCCCUGCCAUGGAUGAAAUCUUGCCUUUUAACGCUGACGCUGUUCAAAGGCAGCUCGUCCAAGAGAACAGCCGCCAUGCCGAUUUGAUCCAGCAGGACUUCACGGACUCCUUCCACAAUCUGACCCUUAAGCUGAUCAUGCAGUUCCACUGGAUGCACCGCUGCUGCGCUCACGCUCGCUUCCUAAUGAUCACCGACGACGACGUCUUCAUCCACAUGCCAAACCUAGUGGGGUACCUGCGGGACAAGAGCACGCUGGGCGCCACUGGCUUUUGGGUGGGCCGGGUGCACUGGGGGGCUCCGCCCAUCCGUAGUAAGAACAGUAAGUACUACGUGUCUUUGGAGAUGUACCAAUGGCGGUCUUACCCCGACUACACAGCAGGAGGGGGCUACGUGAUAUCCGGCGACGUGGCCGGCAAGAUCUACCAGGCCACGCUGACGCUGAACGCCUCGCUCUACAUAGACGACGUGUUCAUGGGCAUCUGCGCCAUGGCUGUGGGUGUGUCGCCACAGGCCCACAUGUACUUCUCAGGGGAGGGCAAGGCUCCCCGCCACCUGUGCAUCUACGACCGGAUGAUGACCUCCCACGGCCACACGGAGGAUCUCCACGACCUGUGGAAGGCGGCCACACACCCCCACGUGAAAGAGAAGGCAUCUGGGAUCUUAGGCAGACUGUACUGCACAGCCACUAAGAUCUCUCUGCUCUGUAACCCCCUCGCUUUCAACGGCUAUCCCUGCACGGCCGCGUUUUACUGAGUCAACUUGCUGUCCGUCAAGUCAAACAUGCCUCCUGAUGUGACACUUUCAACACCAGACUCAUGACAAAAAAUGUGUGAGAAACACACAACAAGAGGAUAGAGAAGAAGGAGCUUAUUGACUACAGCGUUAGACUACGAUGGUGAACUUGCGCAAAGCUCUUCGGGUGAAUUUCUACCAUAUCGAGUUAUCCGCUGACAAAUGGGGAAAAAAUGUCACAAAUCGGGUAAAAUACAACCUCCGCCAAAAACAUUCACGCCAUGUAGGGGUGUAACGAUUGAUCUGUGUAUCAAUAGAUCGAUUUCUAUUCCUAAAUUUCGAGUAUAUCGAUCUGUGCUCGGCAAGUAUAACUUCUAGAAGAUAGGUAUCAAUUCGUUUAAAAAAAGAAUCGAUCAAUUUAGUCAAUACUAGAAAAAGGAAAACAUUGGAUUUAAAGGCCUACUGAAAGCAACUACUACCGACCACGCAGUCUGAUAGUUUAUAUAUCAAUGAUGAAAUCUUAACAUUGCAACACAUGCCAAUACGGCCGGGUUAGAUUAGUAAAGUGCAAUUUUAAAUUUCCCGCGAAAUAUUCUGCUGAAAUGUCUCGCUAUGAUGACGUUUGCGCGUGCCGUCACGGAUAGUAGCGGACAUUUUGGGACACCAUUGUGGCCAGCCAUUAAGUCGUCUGUUUUCAUCGCAAAAUUCCACAGUAUUCUGGACAUCUGUGUUGGUGAAUCUUUUGCAAUUUGUUUAAUGAACAAUGGAGACAGCAAAGAAGAAAGCUGUAGGUGGGAAGCGGUGUAUUAGCGGCCGGCUGCAGCAACACAAACACAUAGCCGGUGUUUCAUUGUUUACAUUCCCGAAAGAUGACAGUCAAGCUUUACCAUUGGCCUGUGGAGCACUGGGACAACAGAGACUCUUACCAGGAGGACUUUGAGUUGGAUAUGCGGUACCGUGAGUACGCAGCUGCGGCUUCCAAACAUUUGAUCGCUUGCCCGUACGUGCGUGCCGCUAUGUGCAUGUCACGUACGUAACUUUGGAGACUUUGGGGAAAUAUAUGUGCUGUAUGAACUUUGCGGAGGUGAACGGUACUUUGGGCUGUGGGAUUGAGUGUGUUGUGCAGGUGUUUGAUUUGUAUUGGCAGGUUAUAUGGACGGAAGGGGGGAGGUGUUUGUUAUGCCGGAUUAAUUUGUGGCAUAUUAAAUAUAAACCUGGUUGUGUUGUGGCUAAUAGAGUAUAUAUAUGUCUUGUGUUUAUUUACUGUUGUAGUCCUUCCCAGCUGAAUAUCAGGUCCCACCCGCCUCUCACAGCAUCUUCCCUAUCUGAAUCGCUUCCACUGCCUUCUAGUCCUUCACUCUCACUUUCCUCAUCCACGAAUCUUUCAUCCUCGCUCAAAUUAAUGGGGAAAUCGUCACUUUCUCGGUCCGAAUCGCUCUCGCUGUUGGUGGCCAUGAUUGUAAACAAUGUGCAGAUGUGAGGAGCUCCACAACCUGUGAUGUCACGCUACUUCCGGUACAGGGAAGGCUUUUUUAUCAGCGACCAAAAGUUGCCAACUUUAUCGUCGAUGUUCUCUACUAAAUCCUUUCAGCAAAAAUAUGGCAAUGUCGCGAAAUGAUCAAGUAUGACACAUAAAAUGGAUCUGCUAUCCCCGUUUAAAUAAGAAAAUCGCAUUUCAGUAGGCCUUUAAGAACGGCGGAGUAAGUCUGUUUCGCCCAUCUCAAAAGAAAACUGACGAAAAACUACGGUGACUGAGAAAAGCCACAACAAACGCAAACGCCACAAGACAAUGUCAUUAAUUACAACACACUUUUGAAUACAGCUACAACAACUACGAUUGAGACAACACAAUCAUUUAAAGGCCGCAACACAACUUUUAGCCACAAAAGAUACAACUGACAAAACGAAAGUGACAGCGGAGCAAGUUACAGCAGCGCACUGACUUCACCUGCAGUGUCCAACAUCCAUACUCGCCAACCCUCCCGGUUUUACCGGGAGACUCCCGGAAUUCAGCGCCUCUCCCGAUAACCUCCCGGAAGAAAUGUUCUCCCGAUAAACUCCCGGAAUUCAGCCGGAGCUGGAGGCCACGCCCCCUCCAGCUCCAUGCGGACCUGAGUGGGGACAGUCUGUUUUCACGUCCGCUUUCCCACGAUAUAAACAGCGUGCCUUCCCAAUCACGUUAUAACUGUAGAAUGAUCGAGGGCGAGUUCUUGGUUUCUUAUGUGGGUUUAUUGUUAGGCAGUUUCAUUAACGUCCUCCCAGCGCGGUAACAACACACAACUACACCAGUCACGUUUCCGUCUACCGUAAAGCUGUUCGUCUGCCGUAAACAGCAAUGUUGUGACACUCUUAACAGGACAAUACUGCCAUCUACUGGAUAGCCUGCGGCACACUGAAAUUCAAGUAUUUAUUUUAUUUAUAUGUAUAAUAAAAUAAAUAUAUAUAGCCAGAAUUCACUGAGAGUCAAGUAUUUCAUACAUAUAUAUAUAUAUAUGAAAUAUAUAUGAAAUACUCGAGUUGGUGAAUUCUAGCUGUAACUAUACUCCUCCCCUCUUAACUACGCCCCCUCCCCCAACCACACCCCCGACCACGCCCAACCCCACCCCCCACCUCCCGGAAUCGGAGGUCUCAAGGUUGGCAAGUAUGCCAAUAUCCACUAUUUAUUUCACAGUCCCACUGCUUGAUUUUUUACUAGAAUGUUACUGAAUUUCAAUUAAAUUUUGAAUUUAAACUCACUGAAUCGUUUUGGAUCGAAUUGUUCUAAAAAUAAAAAAAAGAUUGUUCCUAAAUCGUAUCGGCAACCACGAAUAUCAAAUCAAAUCGAAUCUUUCUGACGAAUCGUUACACCCCUACCACCGUGUUUGAUUUCUAUUUUUCAGGACUUAGGCGGAUCCCAAAUACACAAAAAGAGGUACCAAUAAAAAAGAAAAGUGAGUUUUGCACAAUAGGCCCCUUUUAUUCUUGUAUAGCAGCAAUGUCAAACUUAUCGGGCCCUAUCGCAACCAUGGCUGCACCCAAGUGCAACAGUGGUGCAACAGUGAAUCCAUCCAUUCAUCCUUCUUCUACAGCUUGUCCAUCUCAGGGUCGUGGGGGGCUGCAGCCUAUCACAGCCACACUCGGGCAGAAGGCAGGGUACACCCUGGACAAGUCACCACCUCAUCGCAGGGCCAACACAAACAGGAAUGAAUAUACAUGUAUUAUAGUCUGUUACACAAUUUGCAUAGACAACUGUUUUUGAUUAUUAAAUGUAAAAUUAAAAAAUGUGAAAAUAUCAAUCUGUUGGUGGUGAAUCCCAAGAUGCAGAGAUGGCAGGCGUAGCGCAAGAAAACAUGACUUUUAUAUGACAACAGGAGACAGGAAACAGGAUACCAGGGAACCAAUCAUCGAGCCCUGACUGGAGGGCGAGGCAGACAUAAAUAGCAGCCAGCUGAUUGACAACAGGUGUGGCCAGGCUGCCAAUAAGCAGCAGGUGAGGGGAAACAGCGCUCAGGGAGACAAGCAGGAAAUGGAACCAAAAUAAGAGCACUGACAGGAAAUAGACACCUACCAAGGAAACACAACCCGACGUGAAUGUGACAGAUUGGGAGGAGGCUUGUAGGCGUCUGAUGGCCAUCCGUUCAGCAGGAAAGCAGGAGGCCGUGGAUGCGACGAGCAUGGCGGGCGUGACGUGGGACGGCCCGCCAAAGACGAAGAUGACGGCGCCGUGGGACGGCCCGCCGGAGACAAGGAUGAUGACGACGCCGUGGGACGGCCCGCCGGAGAAAAGGAUAAUGACGAACGACCCUGUGGGACGGCCAGCCGGAGACCGGCAUCCAGAGACGAAGAAGAUGGUGACGCCGUGGGACGGGCCACCAGAGACAAUGAUGGUGUUUCCAGAGCAGGCGGCUGGGCUGUCGGCGUGUCCACGCUGGCGUCUGCGAUGUCCUCACUUGAAGAGGUGAGCGCUGUGCUUCCGCACAGCUGACCUUAGCCCCCCCCCCCCAAAGGGACGGAUUCCAGAUGUCCUAAAUAAAUAAAUGAUGAAUGGAUUAUACUUGUAUAGCGCUUUUCUACCUUCAAGGUACUCAAAGCGCUUUGACAGUAUUUCCACAUUCACCCAUUCACACACACAUUCACACACUGAUGGCGGGAGCUGCCAUGCAAGGCGCUAACCAGCAGCCAUCAGGAGCAAGGGUGAAGUGUCUUGCCCAAGGACACAACGGACGUGACUAGAAUGGUAGAAGGUGGGGAUUAAACCCCAGUAACCAGCAACCCUCCGAUUGCUGGCACGGCCACUCUACCAACUUCGCCACGCCCUUCUGCGGGGAGGGACCUGGGGGGUCUCGGGUCCUGUCGACUCUGGCCGCCCCCCUGGACAGGGACUAUAUAUAAUAGCCCUUUUACACAAUUUGCAUAGGCAACUGUUUUUGAUUAUUAAAUGUCAAAUUAAAAAAAUUGAAAGUGCCAUAAUCCGUUGGUGGUGAACCCCAAGAGCAGAGAUGGCAGGCGUAGCGCAGGAAAAUAUGACUUUAAUAGGAUAACAGGAGACAGGAGACAGGAAACAGGAUACCAGGAAACCAAUCAUCGAGCCCUGACUGGAGGGUGAGGCAGGCAUAAAUAGCAGCCAGCUGAUUGGCAGCCUGGCUACUUUAAUAGGAUAACAAGAGACAGGAAACAGUAUACCAGGAAACCAAUCAUCGAGCCCUGACUGGAGGGUGAGGCAGGCAUAAAUAGCAGCCAGCUGAUUGACAACAGGUGUGGCCAGGCUGCCAAUCAGCAACAAGUGAGGGGAAACAGCGCUCAAGGGAGACAAGCAGGAAAUGGAACUAAAAUAAGAGCGCUGACAGGAAAUAGACACCAACCAAGGAAACACAACCCGACGUGAAUGUGACAGAUCGUCACAGAAAGAUUGAUGGAAAACCUUCUUUGAAACCAAGUCAAGUCAUCAAUUUAAGUGGACCCCGACUUAAACAAGUUGAAAAACUUAUUCGGGUGUUACCAUUUAGUGGUCAAUUGUAUGGAAUAUGUACUUCACUGUGCAACCUACUAAUAAAAG